CUCCAACAUUCUGAAGACAUUUGGCGCUUCACUGAAAUCAACGGUGCACACAGAGCAGGACCAGGGCUCGGAUGUUCGUGGCGGAAUGUGUCUCGGAGUUUGACAGCAUCUCAUGCGGACUGGACAGGAUGGAGGCACCCUCACAUGUUAGCCACACCCAUCAAGACCACGCCCCCUGAUGACCGAAGACUCGAUGGACCGAAGACUGAACAGGUUUGAGCUGUUUGCUGUGUCAUGAGUUGGAGUUUCCUCACCCGUCUCCUUGAGGAGAUCCAUAAACACUCCACCUUCGUAGGUAAGGUGUGGUUGACGGUGUUGGUGGUGUUCCGCAUCGUCUUGACUGCGGUGGGCGGGGAGUCAAUUUACUACGAUGAGCAGAGCAAGUUUAUUUGUAAUACGCUCCAGCCCGGAUGUGAAAACGUCUGUUACGACACAUUCGCACCGCUCUCACACAUCAUCCUGGUGGCCACGCCCUCUCUGCUCUAUUUGGGCUUCGCAGCCAAUCGUAUCGCUCGGUUGGAGGAGGGUCGCCGUGGAGACCACCAUCGGCGGCGUGGAUUGGCUAAGAGAGGAGGAGGAGAGGAUGAGGAGGUGGAGUCAGAGGAGCAGCCAAUGCUGUGUGAGACGCCGGUUGGUGAGCAGGAAGAGGACGAGGCAACCGCGGGGCCUAGUGUCACGGCAACGGCAGCCUCAGGUCGCCAUGAUGGGCGCGUGCGUAUCCGUAGAGACGGGCUGAUGAGGAUCUACGUGCUGCAGCUGUUGGUGCGAGGCCUGCUGGAACUCUCCUUCCUGAUUGGACAAUUCUUGCUGUACGGACUGAGCGUGCCCAGUAGCUACGAGUGUGACUCCAAGCCCUGUCCUCACCGCGUCAGCUGUUACGUAUCCAGGCCUACUGAGAAGACUGUAUUCCUGCGCGUCAUGUACGGCGUGUCUCUCCUCUGUCUCUUCCUGAACAUGGUGGAAUUAUUCCAGCUGGGACUCGGAGCUGCUAUGGACACUCUGAAGAGAUCGCGCUCACACACACUCUCCACCACACACACACUCACAAACAUUCACGCACACACACAUGCCAGGACGCCGGUGAGGGAGGCUGGGUCAGCCGGCGGAGGGGGAGGGGCUUAUGGCAGCUACCCGUUUUACUGCCCGCCCCCCGGGUACAGUCUGCGAGCCCAGGAACCCAUCAAAGCAGAGCACGGAUACAACCAGCCAACCAGAGGAGAGCACGGCUACCACCAGCCAAUCAAGGAGCCUGCAGCGUUCAGCCUGCAUCCAAUCAGAGAGCAGCUCUUACCCAUCAGCCACCUGGGCAGCAACCACAAAAUGCACACCACGCCGGGGGACAAGAUGGCUUCCAAGCUGGCCUCCAAUCAGAACGCUGCAAACUUGGCGCAGGAGGAGCAGGGGAGCGGGACUAAUAGAGGAGACAGGAAGAAGGGUCGUGGCCACCACCGGGGCAGCUGUAGUAGUAGCCAAUCAGAUGAGCCAGUCAAGCCCUCAGUCUGGAUCUGAUUGGCUGAUGUGCUGACACUCUCCACACACACACACACACACACACACACACACACACACACACACACACACACACACACACACACACACACACACAAACACACACACACACACUGGGUUCUUCUUGAAGACGUUUGCCUGAUUCUAGUUGUCAUCAGCAGAGCUACACAUUUCACUCGUUCUAAAAGGGUUAAACGUAUGUGUGUGUGUGUGUGUGUGUGUGUGUGGUUGUAAAAUGUUAAAGAGAGUUUGUGUUUGUGUGUGUGUGUGUGUGUGUGUGUGGUUCUAAAAUGUUAGAGAGAGAGAGCGUGCGUGUGUGUGUGUGUGUGUGUGUGUGUGUGUGUGUGUGUGUGUGUGUGUGUGUGUGUGUGUGUGUGGUUAUAAUAAAAGGGUUUAAGCAGUGCUACAUGUUUCACUGGUUCUAAUCUUGUUUUUCUAUUUUAAUUGUUAUAUUUUAAAAGUGGGACAUGACAGUGAGGCGGAGCCUGAGCCUGUUUCUGUGUGCGUCCAUGUUCUGUCCAUGUGGUGUUCUUGAAGGGUGGUGAUGUUCUAGAAGGUGGUUGGUGUUCUAGAAGGUGUGUUAUGUUCUACUGGGUUCUUCUGGAUUAACCAAUGGUGUUCUACUGGGUUCUAGAAGGUUCUACCUGGUGGGUGGUGUUCUAGAAGGUUCUACCAGGUGGAUGGUGUUCUAUCGGUCUCUUCUAGAAGAAGGUCAUUGGGUUCUCUCAACAGCAGGGAGAUGCUUCUUUCAGUUGUUAUUGUAUUUUAAAUGUCUACAGUCAAGUUAUUUUAUAUUUUAAAUGUCUCGUGUUAAACGACACAUGUUGUAAGUGUUAAAAUGACACCUGUUUCCAUAACGAUACCUUGCGUUGUUAUAAAUGUCUAAGUGUUUUGGAUGCUCAACAUGUUACUUCCUGUGUGUGUUCUGUUUCCAUGACGU
Molecule: messenger RNA, 2449 nt
Organism: Engraulis encrasicolus (European anchovy)
Lineage: Eukaryota; Metazoa; Chordata; Actinopteri; Clupeiformes; Engraulidae
Product: gap junction gamma-1 protein-like
Exons: 7
Coding region: 235-1509 (424 amino acids)
Biological process (GO): cell-cell signaling
Cellular component (GO): connexin complex
Molecular function (GO): gap junction channel activity
Source: RefSeq, a predicted model, not a curated record